Peronospora matthiolae is the source of this 1587-nucleotide messenger RNA. The record is from the annotation of a GenBank genome assembly. Lineage: Eukaryota; Oomycota; Peronosporomycetes; Peronosporales; Peronosporaceae.
AUGAGCUGGGUCGACACGUCCGACGUGGCCGUGCACACGUACCAAAUCGUUGACGGCAAGAUCUACUUUGCCAUUGAGCUCACCAAAACAGACGCUCCCAUACCAACGUCCUCGCCGCCUCAUAAAGUCCGUAAGACGUUCCGGUCGUACUCACAGUUUCGACGCCUCUGGAAAAUGCUCCGUGAGCGCCUCAAUAAUCCGCUCGGGCGGCACCAUCACCACCAGGUAGCGACUUCCUUCAGAACGCGCAAGUGUCAGUGCGCCGGAGAUCACUGCGACUUUGACGCACUGUAUCUAUUGCUGCAGUCGUUCCCGUUUCCGUCGCGAAGGUCACUUCGAUCGAAACUCACAGGGCUCGAUCACGUAGCCAUUAACGCGCGACGCGAUGCGCUCGCGGCCUUUGUUACAUCGCUGCAAGCGUUUUUUACUACGUGCACCGGUGUGACACUAAGUGAGAAGCUGCAGGAGGACAAUUGUCGGGUACUCAAGACGUACACAAACUUCUUGGGUGCAGCUGAGCACUUUGCAGCAGACACGGUGGCCCUUCUUCACCGUCCAUUGGCACUGAAGAGCUGGAGACAGCAAUGUGCCGAGCAAAUGCUUUGCCAAGACAACGAUGAAGAAGAAGAGGAUGAAGACGACGGAGGGUUUGCAGAUUGUGGCCUGGAACUGAGCGAGAUCCAUCUUGCUGCCCCGCGAGCAGCUACACGUCGAAUUGCAGACGGACUGACAAUGUCUUCGCAUAAAGCCGACUGUGCGUCAUUACCGACAUUGCAGGUGAAGGCCUUGCGAGUUCAUACGGUGCACUCGUUCAUGGAGGAGUUCUACGAGCAUGUCUUGACUCAGUUUGCAAGCGACAUUGACGAGCUCAAGUCACCUGAGCUUACCACGGCUCGUCGGUGGGAGAUUUGCCUGUACGUGGCGUGCCGCAUCGGCCACGUGUACGCUGUGCAGCUCAUUUUGUUCAACUACGCUGACGCGAAUACGGCCAUGGUGGACGGCUCAUCGUGUCUACUCAUUGCAGCCCGGUUGGGACGAAGUGAGAUUGUUGCGCUUUUGAUGGAGGAAGGUGCAGACGUGAACAAGGCAAACGAUGCUGGUGUGACGCCGCUUAUUGCAGCAUGUCGUAACGGGUGUGUAGGGAUCGUGAAGAUGCUGCUUGAUGCGGGUGCAAAGGUUUCUAUCUGCAGUAAACGAGGCACGUAUCCACUGCAUGCUGCCAUCGUCUCUCAGAACAUCGAGAUUGUCUCGAUACUUGUCGAGCAUGGCGCAAACGUGAAUGUCAUGACUGCUAGCGGCAUUACGCCUUUGCAUUUUGCCGCCAAAUUGGGAUCACUGGCAAUCUCCGAGUACUUGCUGUGCCACGAUGCCGACCCCGAGAAGCGCACGAAGAAUGACAGCGAUGCUAUGAUGAUCGCAGAGGCGAAUGGCCACGCCACUAUCUGCGAGCUGUUCCAGCAAUUCUCGGGUCUGGGUGCGUGCAAGCAAGUAGGGUCGGACUACAUGCUCAGUAUGAGCGAGAGCAACAAGUCACCGAACAUGAUGCGGAUGUUUUCGCGUCGUCGAUUGUCACACGCCGUCACCUAA